Molecule: messenger RNA, 3271 nt
Organism: Hippocampus zosterae (dwarf seahorse)
Lineage: Eukaryota; Metazoa; Chordata; Actinopteri; Syngnathiformes; Syngnathidae
Gene: hlfa
Product: HLF transcription factor, PAR bZIP family member a
Exons: 4
Coding region: 288-1190 (300 amino acids)
Biological process (GO): regulation of transcription by RNA polymerase II
Cellular component (GO): nucleus
Molecular function (GO): DNA-binding transcription factor activity, RNA polymerase II-specific; RNA polymerase II cis-regulatory region sequence-specific DNA binding
Source: RefSeq, a predicted model, not a curated record
AGGACAGGAGAGCAGCGCAGCCUCGCUCAUCUUGGUUUAGCUUAGCUUCUUUUAGCUUGAUUCCUCCCUCCCUUCUUGCCUGCCUCCUCUCUCCUUCUCUCCCCCCCUCCGUAUCGUCCGUCCGUCAGUCAAAGCUGAGCUGCCUCCGCCCUCCGCCUCCAGUUCGUCGCCCGCCCGCCUGCCAGCCUUCCAACCAGCUCACUUGUAGGCUGUCAAGAGCUCCUUUCCACCGUCCGCGAGUCCCCCCGGCCACCCCAGCAGCGUGAUUUCGACGCCCUGUGGAGAAAAUGGCCAGCAGACCUCACCCUGUCAACGCAGCUUUCCUGCCGCCGACGCACGGCGUGCUCAAGUCGCUGCUGGAGAACCCGCUGAAGCUGCCCUUCCGCCACGACGAAGGUUUCAGCAAGGACAAGGAGAAGAAGUUGGAGGAUGAGAGCGGCGCGGCGAACCCGCCACAGUCAGCCUUCCUGGGGCCGACGCUUUGGGACAAGACUCUGCCCUACGAUGGCGACAACUUCCAGCUGGAGUACAUGGACCUGGAAGAGUUCCUGUCUGAGAACGGCAUUCCCGCCAACACGGCGCAAGGCGACCACCAACAACAACAGCAGCAGCAGCAGCAGCAAGUGCCCCCGCCCCCUCAGGCCCCGCAGCCCCCCGUGGCGGCCCCCUCGGUGGUGGACCUGAGCAGCCAUGCAACCACCCCGGCGCACAGCGGCGUGCCGUCACAGCAACAGCAGCAGACGUGCUUGCGCAGCCCCAACGCCACAGCGUCGCGCGACACGCCCAGCCCCAUCGAUCCCGAGUCCAUCCAGGUGGCGCUGAGCUACGAGCCCGACCCGGCCGACCUGGCGCUGUCCAGCGUGCCGGGCGGGGCCGUCUUUGACCCGCGCAAGCACAAGUUCUCACCCGAGGAGCUCAAGCCGCAGCCCAUGAUCAAGAAGGCCCGCAAGGUCUUCAUCCCCGACGACCUCAAGGACGACAAGUACUGGGCGAGGCGCAGAAAGAACAACGUGGCAGCCAAGCGGUCGCGGGACGCGCGGCGGCUGAAGGAGAACCAGAUCGCCAUUCGGGCGGGCUUCCUGGAGAAGGAGAACGCCGCCUUGCGCCUGGAGGUGGCCGACCUGCGCAAGGAGCUCGGCCGCUGCAAGAACGUCGUGGCCAAGUACCAGGCCAGGCACGGGCCACUGUGAGUCCGCCCCCUCAACUCCACCCACCGCACACCGCCCCUUUAAGGACUAUGUCGUCAUCACCCAUCUCUCUCUCACUCACACACACACACACACACACACACACACACACACGCACACACAAUCAAGCCCCUUUCACGCUUUCCGCGUAGCGCGCAGUCAGUAAAAGUCACACGCAACGCGGUCAAACAUUCCGUAUUUGGAAAGUCUAAUCUUACUGCACUCUGUUCUGUUUUAAUUUGGGGGGGUUUUUUUGCAAAAUUUUCUGGUAAAUUUUGGAGAAAAUUCCAGCGCGUUUCUGGAAAUUGUUCAGUACAUUUCUGGAAAAAUUGACAGAAAAAUUCCUGAAAAUGUUCUGUCAAUUUUUAGCGAAUUUUCUGAUAAAUUUCUUAUAAAUGCACGGGACAUGUCUGAAAAUUUGCCUGUUCGUGCCUGUUAAAUAUUUGGUCAAUUUCUAUGAGAAUUUAAGGAGGGUCAUUUGGGAAAUAUUCUAAAAUUGUAGAUAUAUCUAUAAAAAAUUUCUGAAGCUUCAUUUGUAGACAUUUUCUGAUAAAUUUCUGCAAACUGUCUGUGAAUUUGUGAACAUUUUCGAGGCAGUGUUUACAAGUUACUGGAAAAGUAAUUUUGGGGGAUCUUUGUGAAGUUUUCAUUCGAAUUAAGUAUGACCAGAGGGUCUUUUAAUACAAAGUAAAGCAUCAUAAAUCUCGCAUCAUUUAUAGCCAUAGGCUUGGAAAAAAAAAUGUCACCCGCGUGUGAGCAUUGCAAUACCUUACUGGCUAAUUUUUUAAAAUGAUUAUUCGCUGGAGCAUAAGCAUAGUUGAAGCUUGCGCAUAACUCAUAUUUUUCAUUUGCAACACAAAUUAAAAAAUGCUCCAAGUCGUAACUUGGAACUCUAAAACUUAAAUGUUGGGACACUCUUAGAUUAAAAAGUGCCACUUUAACUAAAAUGUUUUGGGGGGGUUUCGCGGUUCCUUACGAGGAUGUCACCUUCAAUUUCGAAUGUUUUGGAUUUUUUUUUUUUUUUUUUUUUUUAAUUAUCAUGAAAGGUUUCCAACUUUGACAACUCCUGGAGUGUUGCAGCAUUCAUUACGAUGAAUUGUGCCGCAGGCCGCUUUUCUUGUGAAACAAGUCGAAGCGCUUUGUUGCCCUCGUCGUUCGUAUUCUUAUUCGCAUUCGUCGUCUGCAUGAAGCAGAAACGUCCCUUCUACUUUUGUAUUUUUUUGACCGUCAACCACAAUAUGAAGGCGCGAUUUUCCAGUCGCGUCAAGACUGGAAAACCAAAAUGCUAACGGUUGACAAUCUCAUGAACUCUUUUGUAUCAGUGACUUUUCACACACGAGCAACAUGUCAAACUAAAUAGGGUGAAAGGGGCUUGACAAAUUGUUUUCCCUUUUUCUACGCCCCCGCCCUCCCCUCCAUCACCGCCGCGUCAAAGCCAUCACAAUGAGGACGUAUUCCACGGAUGACUUUUUUUUUUACCUUCUACUACUACUACCUUUUGAUGUUUUUAACCACCAGCUGUUCUCCAUUUUGAAUUGGUCGACAACUUCCCUCUUCCGAAAAAAAAACGCGUUUGCAAUCUUUCUCGGUUUUUUUUUUUUUGUUUUUCCGCCCUCAUUUCAAUUGCCGCUUGUUUUUUUUUUCCAGCAUGAUUCCCCCCCCUCCCCCAUUUCUUUGAUUUCUUGGGGAAAUGUUAAUCCCCCCCACCCCCGCUUGUGUUGAACGUAGCAUGUACCCCCCCGAGUCGUGACCUUUGACCCCAUGUGGAAGAGCCCCGCCCCAAUCCUCCCCCCUUAGUGUCUGCAUCGCCGGCGCCGCCGCCCGUCUGGCCGACAAGACGGUGGCAUGAAUGUAAAAGGAGGAAAGUGUUUAUUUUUACUUUUUCAGGGGGUUGGCGGACUUGUUUGUGGCAGACCAAACCAAUCGCUUACAGAGAUGAUAUAUUGGUUACAAGAGAUGUUUAUAUAUAAAACCUAUAAAUCUAUACGUUGUUGUUUUGUACAGUAUUUUUCCUAUUACAUUUACUGAAUAUGUAUUUUAAAGGCACAACAGAUCCAGAAUAUUAAUAAAGAUUACAAUAGAAA